AUGCUUUACAAAAGGUAUCUCAGUUGAAAUGGUCGGGAUUUCCAACUUUUUGCUCUAUUCCUAAAAAUUAUCAAAAUUCAAUUUGUCCUUUUCUUUAUUCUCAAAAUGAAAGGAAGCGUUUUCUCUUCAAUCGACCCCUUAUUAGUUACACAAUAGCUCUGCUGCUGGGACCAUAUGGGACGUCCCUCUUGAAUGAAUUAUAUAAUGCGGGCCUCAAAGAUACAAUCCCAAACAAACAAAACCAGAAUGAAAUUUUAAAGCUUCAGUGUCAGAGGGCUUUAUCUAAAAGCAAUGAAGAUGUAAUUUUGAACGGAGCUGCGAAAGGAAUUCAUAAAUAUAUAUUUUUAUAGUUGAUAGAAGCAGCAUCAAUGUUUAAUCAAGCUUCUGGAAAAUCUAGCCGAAAGUUCCUAUUUCAACCUUCUAUUUCUCUGAUUGAAUGAAAAACAUUACAUUGACCGCCUCGAAGCAAUUUUAGAGCGGCUACUCUACUUUAAACGAUAGCGGACCCUAAUUAGGGCAUAAUUGCGAACGUUGGUGACCGAUGGCUAAUGCGUUUAACAAUUCGCGUUAACCCGUCUGCUCAGAACGUCUCAAUUGUCAACACCAUUCUCAAAAGCUUUAUCGGUUUCUCCGGCAUCAUUUUGAACUGAAUGUGAGUGAAAAAAACUUUUUUUUUUAAACAUCGAAAUAGUUUAAUAGACUAAAUUGUAAAUCUGUAUGAAAACUCUUUUGAGAAAAUCUAGCUGAAAAUUCUGAUUUCAACCUGUGUUUUUUUUUAGAGCAUUCGAGAAAGAGUAUCUACGCGAUUUUUUUUUCUGUUUUAAACAUUUUUUCAAAUGAAAAUUCAUUUCAAAUAGUCUAUUAGUUCGGAAAUUGGAGAAGUAUGAGGGAUUUCACAUUUUUCAAUUUGCAAAAAUCCUUCUCAAUACAAAUCAUUGUAAAAAAAACUCUAUCGGUGAAGCUCGUUCGACGCAAAUACCGAUUUUUAACAUUCGUUAAGCGAGCUUUAUUUCGGGAGAGGGGUUAUAUUUCAAACAUAAUUUAUCAUUUUGCUAUAUUUUGUUUCUAGUGUAGUAUAUAUGAUAAUAAGUUUGCUUCUAAUUUUUUCGGUUUUUAGAUAUGCGAAUCGUGAAAAACUUUGAUUCGAAAAGUUUCAGCAACGAAACGCGGAUCAAUAACUAGAAAAUGAAAGAAAUUUACAGCUUUUGUCUCAUUGGAUGCUACUUUUAUUUAAAAAAUAUUUAAGAUUUUUUCUUCUCAAAUACUAUUUUUUUAAACUAAAAUCAUUCCAUUUGAAAGGAUUUUGUUGACGCUUUCAAGUCAACUUGCUAAUUUGUUUCCGUCUUCGACUUGUGUUGCUUCUCUUCAGGAUUUUCUCUCGAGAUAUUUUUUCUCCAAAAAGUUUCAAUUUCAUUUUCUUCCAAUAGGGUUUGAAUAUUUUUGUCAGAUAAAGUCGUUAAUAUAUUUUGGGAUUCUUUCACAGAAAACCUUCCCUAGGUAUUUCAAAGCUGGGAUGUAUGCAUGAAGAAACAUAAGCGAAUGCGAUUGCAGUCAUUUAUCGUUUUUACCUUAUCACUUUUUUCUCCACUUUCAGAUUACGCAUUACCUUGUCAAACCCUGUAAACCUUUUUUCACCGCUCAAGAGCGUUUUCCUUUCAAACUAAUUCAGACUGAAUUAUUUUUUUGAAUCUGCUUAGAAACGUAGGAAGCUUCGAAUAUCGACGAAUUUUUAAACUCUUAAGAGAGCUAGCUGGUUUCCGAAGCCGCAAUCAAAAAUGAAAAAAAGAAGAGCAGGUGUGGUUUGAAGCUGGCAGCUUUUCAAUGGGUUCAACAUGUGUGUGGCGUGUAUGUGUAGUUUUUUUCAGUGUAAUAUCCGCCAGAAGCGGCUCUUUUCAUUCUGAUUCGCUAGCACAUUAGCUCCAAAAAAAUUUUGUUUUCCAAAUCUCCCAUUUAUCAAAGUCUUUUUUCAUUAUUCAUUAACUAAAAAAAGAUUGCAUGAAAUCUCUCUUUUUGUAAAUAUCUAUUAGAAGAAGUACCGGGUUCAAUGGUUUUCGCGAAAUUAAAAAUCAUCUCUGGCUCUCCAAAAUUUAUGCCGUGUUCAAUUUAAUUUCGCGAAAUGCAAAAAGAUCUCUGACUCUCCAAAAUUUAGUGAUCUUUUCCUUUCUCUAACGGGUAUUUCGCAUUUCGCGGAAUCAAAUUGAACACUGCAUUAGUUAUCAUUUUAACUUUCUGACGGCUAUUUUAAUUUUCACGAAAUCACUUUGAACAUACCCUUUUUAUACUUUUUACGAAAUUCCAAACCGACAAAACGACGGCUCAGACUCAACCUUCAGUUUGGUGUAGAAAAAAAAUUUCAUAUUAUUUUUUUUCCAACUUUUUUCCAAAGUACUGAAUUCUUUCCACAUUUUUUUUUUCGCGAGAUUUUUUUCAAAUUUUAUCAUUCAUUGCCAAUAGAAAGAUUUUUCUCAGAUAUAAGUUGCUAUGCUGGUUGCUGAAAAAGAGACCUGCUUGUGCUCCGUGCAGUUGUGUGUAAGUUUCUUUUAAAAAUAUAAAUUUUUUCCUACGUUUUUUUUUUUAGAAAAAAGUUUUUUUUAAAAGCAUUUUUUAAAAAUAAAUGUUCAUGUUAGAAGUUAUACGAAGUUGUUCAAGGCAAAUAAGUGCUUUUCUAUGAAUACAUGAUGGCAGAAACUUUUCUAACCUUUUUGUUCCGAGGUUUUUAACGCGCUUCGAAAGCAAUUUACGACCGACAUUUUGCGCUCUGUCUCUCUGUCGUCUCUCUCCACUCGAAUUGUUCUGUCUUUACCUCACCAAAAACUCGGGUUGAUUUUUUUCCAUCAUAUUUUUCAUUUUUGAUUGAAGUUGCAGUUAUAUAAUCUCUCUAAAAAAACUUAGAUAGUCAUUGUUUCUUUUUAUUGAAAUAAGAAGAAAUUAAAAGGCCUUUAAAUAGUGUUACAAUACAGGUGAGUACAGGCGAGAAAAAGGCGUCAAAAAUCGGCGUUAACGGGCGUACGCAUGCGUUUCUUCUAACGAAUCGCUCAUCUCUCGCUGAAAACUCGCAAACGUCUUGCAAUUUAUCGCUAUCUUCUUUUAAAAACUUUUGUAAGACACCUUUUAUAAAAAAGAGCGAUAAAGAAGCGAAACUUUGACGAGGUCACGGCGUUACCGAGAAUAAAAGUUCGUGCCACCGCUCUGUGCGGUCAGCUGUUUUUGCCGCAAAACACCACGACGCAAAUAUGAACCAUCAACUCAAGAUUGGCGAGUUGCCAACAAUCUUCAAUCAAAUUUUUUCAUUUUUCGUUAACGAUUUUUUCAUGGUUAUGGAUGAUAACGGUUAUUUUACAGUUUUCACGUGAUUAGUAGGUGAUUAAAAGGUGAAAAAGGAUUUAUUAGAUUUUUUGCUAGUAGGGUUUUUUUUGGGUAAUGGAGCAAACUUUGCCAAUUUUGCUAUGAAGACAUCAACAUUAACUAAAAAAGUUAUUAUGUAUAUUAAAUAGUUGCUUUUAUUACUUUUGAACUUUUAUUACUUAUCUUUUUCAUGGUUUUUCUUAGCAUGAUUCUGCAAUAACGACUGUAGCCCAGAUUAAAUCAAAAACAAUCGAAAAAGAACCUCAAGGUUUUUGCUGUGAAUUGAGAUUGCCUAGGUGACAAAUUGCUUACAAAUAUGGACGUUUUGAUGCCAACGAUGAGUGGCCGACCGCCAAAAGCGUCCUUUGUGUGGUUUCCGCAAAUAUCCACUUUCGAUUUUUUUUUUUUCCUCUACUGGAAAACGACAUACAUAACGCUACUAAUUGUUUUUUUCCGGUUUUUCUCUCGGGGUGAAGGAUAUAUUUCCGGGAAGGCAAAAAAAGUUUCAAGAAGUCAGGCAGAGGAACUAACGCUCAUCAACGUUGCAUUUAAAAGGAGAAGCAUCUGUUUCUCUCUUUCACUCACUCUUUCCCACGCUUUUCAUCUUCGAGCUCCCGUUUCAUUUCCCUUUAAAAGAAGUUAAUCUCAUCGAUUUAGUUUUUUUAUCGAAUUCGUUUUUUUUAGAUUUGUAGAAAUUCAUAACUCUAGCAAAAAAAUGCAGCAGCUUAACAAAUUUAAUUUGUUUAUUUUUUUCAAAGUUUGUGCCAAUAUGUUUAUUCAACAAUAGCUCUUGAAGUGAAAAAAACUAAUCGAAAAAAAUAUUAAUAGUUUAUGAUAACAGUUUUUCCUUCUCAGCAAUAUGAAAACUGAACUUUUUUUGAUUUCGCAUUUCCUGAAUGGAACAGGAUGUGCGUCAUUUUCAUUUGAAAAAAAUCUUUUUAAUUGAUUCGCAGAAUCUUGCAGAUUUUUUCAAAACAGCAUGAAGUCGGCAUAGAGCGUUUAUUUUAUUCAUUUCAAAUAAUUAAAUAACUUUUUCUUGAAUCAAAUAGGAAGUUUUGAUAAAACACCUUUUUUGGUUUUUUUAAUUUUCAGCUUUCAGGCGCAAUAAAAGGAUGUCGCCAGGCGCCUCACGACUUUAUGAGCUUCAGCCGGAUCCAUACGAUUAUUCACAGAGGCGUUCAGUUCGCCUCUGCCUUUUCAAUAAUGUGAAAAAUGCGGUGAUUUUUUUUUUAAAUUUGAGCUUAAUGUAUAUAAUUUUUAGGAGCAACUGCGAGAAGCGUUGGCCAAAGGAGAUAUUGACGCCGCGCUGAUUCGCGCUGAGCUUGUGAAUUUUUUUUUACAAAUUUUAUCAAUUGCUUUUUUUUUGAGAAAGACAGAUCUUGAAAUUUUCACAAAUCUUUCCUUUGAUAGAUUCUCUACAGUAUUUUCUAUUUUCUUGAAUUGAAUCUCAUAGUAUUUUUCUCGUAUUGGUUUUUAACGUUUUUCAAUUUUAAAAUUUAGGUUCUGGAGCCUUUUAUUCUGCUGGCAGCGGCAAACCGAGCCGUUCAUCAAGCCGCGCACAAUCGCAUGACCUGUAGGAACCUUGUCGCCGAACUCGUUUAUUCUUUGUCGCCUAGUCGAAAUGUUCGUGUUUUUGGUACCUUCUUACGAGUGAUAUGAAUAUUCAUAUCAUUAAAAAAAAAGAAAAGUUUAUACACCUGGUUACAAAGUUGAAUGCCUUAAAAUUGCGGCGCUUCGAGCUAUUAGAUUUCGUUAGUUUCGUUGAAAUGGAAACAGCUUAAAAAAAAAUUGUUUUGAUUUCAAUCUUAAAGCUCUGAUUAGAAUGUGCAUUCAAAACAAUUUUUCUUUGACUAUGGUCAUAGUUUUCUGCUUCCAAAACCAAAAAAAAAAAUUUAAAAAAUUCAAAAAACAAGUUGUUAAUGUCGCUUUGAAGAUCUCCGAUUCCCUUGUCACCUUCGGCAUCGCUGAACAAAGCAAAGCUAUAAUCGCGGCCAUUUUUGACGAUAAGGUCUGAGAAUUUAAUUUCAAAAGAUUCAUUUUCAAUUCAGGAUGGUUCGAAAAUGAAAAAGUUGGCCAAGAAGAUCGAGGGCAAUAUUGAGUCCCUCGACAAUUUACCGAACAUUGCCAAUUUCCCCAUAAUCAAACAGGUUUUUUUUUCAUAACUUUACGCUUUGAAAUUUAUAAAAAAAUAUAAUCUUUCAGAUUUAUCAGAUUGGAAAUCCAAAUUUUCCGGAGGAAUCGGUCGUUGAUCAUAUCGUUUCGAGGCUGGUUUCGAAAGAUUUUGUGUCAUGAAACAUUUUCCCACCAAGUUUUCCCGGGACUUUAGGCAUGAGAAUUUCGGUCUGCAAUUGGAUUUGAAGCCCAUAACUUGGGAAAUUUUUUUCAUUGUACUUUUUCAUGUUGAUGAAACGGUUAAAUUUCAUUUGAGAAAAAAACAAAUAUAAAAAAAGCCAUAGAAAGACCGUGAAUUUUCUUGCAUACAGUUUCCGAUCCCCAGUCUUCGGGUCCUCUAGUUGGCUCGGAAUGCCCUUUAGUUUUUCUUUUUUGCUAAUUCUACACUAUUUUCAUCAAUCUAUUCCCCACGGAUAGUUCUUUUUUCCAUUCUUUGUUCUCGGUGGACGAUUUAGGGUUUUCUUUCUACUGCCCAAUUUUAACCUUUGCUGCAUUUUUCGUUGUUCCUCUCGUAGACCAAUUAUACGCUUGUAUUUUUUGUUGUUCCAUUUCUGUAUUAAUAAAUCAUUUAGACUUGAAUUUUUCUCUGAGAUUCAUCUCCUUUUAAAAUGUGAUUAUGAUUCAGGAAGAAAAAGCAUCGCAAGACACCCCAAAAAAUUUUGGAGACAAUCAUUGUUGCUUUGGGAAGAAGAAGGGAAUGGUUUUACGAAAAAUCUGUUUCAAAGGUUUUCUAGUCUUGCAAAUUUUUUUAACUUUGCUGUUUCAGAUAAUUUACAGGAGUUUUCCCGCCUCAAAAUUCUCGAUAAUGAAGAAAACAAAAGUUUUUUUUUUUCUAAAGAUCCUAUCGAGUCGGGGAGAAGGGAUGGAAAAAGAAAAAGUCACAUCGACCAUAGUGAUUUGGAAAUGUUUUGAAUUAUUUUCUCUUUCCCUAAUUUCAGUAACAAAAAAUUAGUUCGAAAGCGUCACUAUUUCGUGGAAAAGCAAGCUGAUAAAUCAAAUUGACGGCUCUUGGCUUGAUAAGGAAUGUGAUGAGCCCACUUCGAAUUUACGACGAACAACUGCAGCGCACCUUUUUUGUGUAAGUUUUUGCGAUAUUUUUUUUAAUUGAAAAAUGGAGACUUGUGAUGGUGAUAAAAAUGAAAAAAAUCAGGAAUGUGGUUUUGGAAAAAUUCUAGUGCAGAUGGAAUAGGGGCGCACCGAGAGGACGAUCGAAGCCUUAUCAAUUUGUAUUUUCUGCCGCGAGACGGUCUCGACUUAAUUUCAAUGGGCUGUUUAUUCUUACUAUUUUAAAUUUUUUUUUUCACAUCAAACUCCGUCAUCCCAAUUGAGAAAAAAAAGGUUGAGAAAUCACAAAAUUAUCUUUCAAGUUUGGCAAGACUAGUUAUUGAGAAAAAAAGUACAAAACAUCCGGUGUUUAGUCUCUUUUUUUACAAGCUCCGUUUUGCUCAAUGAAUUUGAAAAAUUCAAGAAGCUCCGAAGUCGUGCGAAAAGAUCAGAAUGCAGUCGCCGUUCGACGCCGACGACUUCAUGCGCCGUGGCCUUUUCGGCUCACUCAUGGGGUUCCGGCGUUCAUCUGCCAAAUCAGGUUGAUAAUAAUUCAUUAACAAAGAAAAAUAGCUACUGACAAUUCGAAGAAUAAGAAAUAAAUUAGAAAAAAAAACUGAAAUGCGUGAAAUAAAUUAAAACCCGAUUUUUUCAGCAUCCCAACGAGUACAGUAAACGUAGACUUAAGUAAUCAAGAAAAUAAUUUUCUUCAAAAAGUUUGGCCUGCACGUUCGCGCACUGGUUAUUCCUACUCCGAACCAGAUUUUGAUUAUUUUUUUCUAAUAAUUCGUAAUCGCCGUUCAGUAUGAGCUAUUAAAAAUAUUAAAAGUGAGAGCUGCGCUGAUUAUCUGCUAAUCUCCAAAGAGAAACUACGUUUGAGGGAACCGUUUUGAUAUUAUGCAUUACGUCAACAAAUGUUGCAUCAUUACGCUGGCUUGGCCUUUUUUGUUCGUCUCCUGAACAUAAAUUUCGUCUUCUCUCUUUUUUUUUCUCAUUAUUUUCUCUGCUGGCGCACGAGAAGUUUUCAAUUUUGAUGAUUCAUUCAAUGUUUUACUUAUUUAGAUAAAAUGUGAAUCUAGUGCUUUAAAAAAACUGAUUUAAAAUAAGAUACUGCGAGAAAAGUUUUCAAUUUUGGUUUAAACAACGUGAGCAUCUACGAAAAAUUCGUAAAUUUUUUUUUCUCGUCUCAUCUCACAUCUCCGCGCUACAUGAAUGUUUAUUUCGCUCACAGACAGAUCUGUGGCGUGGAGGAAGAGAACCAUGAAAGUUAUAUUUGCCUCCACUUCGAUAAAGUUCCACUUUAAUCUAAAAAUAUUUUAGGUCGAAAUCGAAGAGAAUCAAAAAGAAAAGUAAUCUAUAAACGAGUUGAAUCAUUUUGUGAAAUUUGCAGCUUCCUUAUUUUUCCCAGAAUUGCAUUUUCCCAGAUUUGCUAUACCACGAGUUGUUAUUUCCAACUAGAUGUGCAGAAUCAAAGAAAUCGAACCCAUUUACAGAAACAGUAACCCAUCAACAGGCGGCAUCGUCUCAGCCACAGAACAGCGUUCGUGCUGCGCGCGUCGCACCGCCGCUCCGGUGCUCUGAGCCGAAAUUCGUCGUUCCCGCGAUUGUGACCGAACCGUCGCCGCCGUUGCCGACGCCGAUCCGCAGCAAGUACGACAUUUACCGAGAAAUCGUCACCGAGGCCGAACAACUCGAGCGCAGCAACACGGUGUGAAAGUUUGACCCAAUGCAGAUAUCCAACCCAUAAAAUCAGCCGCGGCGGAAAAAGUUUUCAUUCAAAAACCGUAUGAAUGAGAGAAAAAAAAACGGCGGUCAUUUUUCUUCGCUUCUGGGUAUUCCUCGGAAACUGACCAGAAUGUUACUUGAUGAAGAAAAAUAUGUAAAGAAAGAAAAAACAGUUCAAAUUAGCCAUUAUCUGAAGCGGAUUUUUUCGAAACUUGGGAAGUUUUGCAAUUUUUUCCAAUUUUCCGAAUCUCCUUCUAGCUCAUCAAAGUAAUUUUGACAGAUUUCCAAAUAAUUUGAAUUUGAAACCGCGAAAUAAAAGACCUUCUUUUUGAGUAAUUUCCAAAAAUUUUCCAGCCGCCAAAAAACACUUUUCUCGUCAGACUCCACUAGAUCGAGUACAUCAGUAAAGAUACGAAAUUUUCUUGCUCCAAGCUUUUUUGUAUGGAAACUUUCUGAGGUACACUUUUUUCUUCGAACUGAAGUCUAUCCGUGGUUUUAUAAAGAACGAACUUCAGAAAAAUUGAAAAAGGGUUACCAAAUAGCCGUUAUUUCGUAUCUUUUCUGAUGGAACUAUACAAUAUCUCCUCAACUCUUUUAGGUUUCCCAAAUGUGCCUUUUAGGGCACGUUGUUCAAUUGGCCAUAAACGGAUCACGAUUGGUUACUUGUUCAGGCGACGCCAAUCUCGGAGUUUGCCUCGUGUCCAACGUCACCAACCACACAGCCCUAUGUAGAACUGUUGGCCGCGACAACUAUGUCGUCGCCACCGCCGCCGGCGCCACUGACGCCGGGAUUGAAUUCCGCGCCUCCACCGCAGUUUGGCUUGGAGAGCUCAAGCUCGUAUGGAUUUCCAAUGUCGCCCCUGUCGCACCAAAACGCGCAUCCAGAUCCAAAACUCCUUGAUUACAUGAUGGGCUCUCGUGAGUAAUUACUGAUCUGAUCUGUCUAAAUUUCUCAUUUUUAUUCAAGCCUUCAAGGUCCGCUUUAAAUUUUUGCCUCAUAACAAAGAGCGAAAAAUGAGGAGCUAUGAUGAAAAAAUGGUUUCCGCAGAUCAAGCUACUGGAGAUUAUGAGAUUAAAAUCACUAGGAGCCGUUUUUUCGAAGCUGCUUCAUAGUCUAGGCUUAUACAACUUGAUGUGCUGAUGGAACAUUUUUGGAUCAGAAGCGAUGACCAAAAUUUUUAUAUUUUGAACCAAAUAGGAUAGUAUACUAUGACGCUCACUAGGAAGGUCUUUUCUUUUUGCGAUUGAAAGUAUCCUGUAAAUAGCCUACAAUAUCCUUCGAGGUACCAGAAGAAGAUUCUGUAAGUUUCAACCUGCACAACUUUUUAGUUUUCCAGAGCCAAGGGCUCAAAGUUCAAAAAUAGCCUCUGAGAUUUUUAGGAUCUUCGUUUGGUACAUCAAAGGUUAUGCUGGCCGAUUUUUAGAAAACUUCCAAUCACGAUGUAAAAGGAGCUUACUUGUCCGGAAAACAGAUCUGACCAGAAUUGUUUGAGAAUGCGGCUCCGGAAUGCCACCUCCGUACUAUAUGCCGGCGGUCUCGUUUGAUGGGGCUCCUCCUUACGUUUUGCUAGAUCCAAACAUGGCUCUCAACGGUGCAGUCAAACAAGAAGUUCUCGAUAAAUAUGCGACGGUUUGAAAAUUUCUUAUUUGGCGGCUGAAAAAGUUUUUCAGCAGUCCCAGGCGAUAUCGAUUGAGGAAAUUGUGAAAUUGGUGGUUUCGGCGAUGCGGACGGGAGAAGAGAAAGAAGAGAAUCCAGAGGAAGUGUUAAGGAAGAAAAGAAAUCAGGUUUUUGCCGAUAUUUGUGUGUUUUGCCGAGAAUAGGCGUUUGAAGAACAACUUGGCUGCGGCAAGAUAUCGGCAACGGCAGAAGGAAGCCCGGAAGGUGGCCCACGAAGAAGUUGUCCUGCUGAAGAAGCGCAACGGCGACUUGAAGGCGACGAUAGAAUGCCUCGAACGGGAAAUCUCUCAUCUGAAGGCCUUAGUCCUCACACCGUCCGCAGUCGCCGCAGUACAGCAACACACUUUCAACUAG
Molecule: messenger RNA, 10318 nt
Organism: Caenorhabditis auriculariae
Lineage: Eukaryota; Metazoa; Nematoda; Chromadorea; Rhabditida; Rhabditidae
Source: the annotation of a GenBank genome assembly